UGAGGAAAUGCACCUGUCAUGGAAAAUGUGGAGAGGCGCUCCUGUCUAUCUGUCUGUCUGUCUGCGGCAAACUUUCCUUAUCUUCCGGUGCUCGGGACUCCUCAAGCAUAGAGCGCCACAGUUUUGAAGAGGGGGGCAAGAAGAGGCGCAGAAACGCUGGAAUAUGUUCAUAGCCGACAGGCGAAGAGUUUCUCGCUAGUAGUGACGCUAGCAGCCGGGUAGCGGGGGACGAGUCGACUUUAACAGCAGGAGAUCUUCUUCAUGCGACAGUGACUGAACUGAGCCAGUCAGCCUGGGCUAAGGGUUUUUUUGGUCCAAACACCAUGCCCGAGGCUGUGGACAUGGUCAACCUGGGCUUCCUGUCUGCGGCCGAGCAGGAGCUGAUCCUGGAGGUGCUGCAACGGGACGAGGAGCUGAGACAGGCCGAAGAGCAGCGUGUGCGGAAGUUGAAGGCAGAGUUGCUGGAUGUGAAGAGGAAAGGGGCCAAACGUGGCAGUGGAAGAUACAGUCAGCGCAGUUGUGGCAGAUGCCAGGAGCCUCUGAGUCGACUGACUCUUUUCUCCAGCCAGUGUAAGAUGUGCAAUCACCAUGUGUGCCGCAACUGCCGGACAGUCCUCCCCGAAGGAUCCUGGCUGUGCAGUGUGUGUGCCAAAGAGUUGGAUCUAAAGAAAAUGACAGGGGACUGGUUCUACGAUCAAAGGGUCAACCGUUUCUCCACAACGCCUGGACAUGUCCUUGUGAGAGUCUCCCUGAAAAAGAGGCCUCAGCCGAAGAAGCGUGAGACAACAGGAGAAUUGCUUUUGAGAAGUACUGAAAUAAACUCAGAUCCUCCCAUUCCUGUACCUCGGACCAUGCAGAAGAGUCAGACAGAAAAUAACAAAGGUCAUUCAAGUGAGAAUUCAGGAUCAAUUGCUUCAAGGGCAUCAUCUGAAUCGAAGGACAGUUGGUCAAAGCCGACUCAUAGUGACACAGAGUCUGCAGAAAACGCCAGUGUAAUUAGCAGUAAAACUGAGACCGACUCUGGCCGCGUGACCCCCGAGCAACCAAGGAUAGAGAGCUGCUCAGUUCAGUCCAGCCGAGCCGGAUCCAGUGUUUCCAGUAUGACCGUCCCAGUCAAAGCAGCUUUUGUUAGCGCUGAUGCCAACACAGAAGUUAACACAGAAGCUAACACUGCCCCAGAAGUAAAACCGGUCAAUCCGAGCCCGGUUUUAGAUGUUGACAGACUCUUCAAGAAGAGCAUCAAACGAGACCCAAGGGCUGCUGCAGAGUAUGUUUCGACACUGGACCUGCGUGAUGGGCCUAACACAUCUGAAGCCGCAAUGCUUAACAGGAGCCGUUCUGUACCAGGUCUAGACGUACAGCUGGAAGAUGGAGAGGAGGAGGAAGAGGAAGAUAUUGACAGCUUGGUGAGCUUUCAUAAAAGGACAAUGGCUUCCAGCUCCUCCAGCCUGUGUAGCUCAAAGAGCACACUGGGCAGCCUGAUGAGUAUUUACAGUGAAGCAGGAGACUUCGACAGUGUGGAGGUGAGCGGAGACAUCGUCUUCUCUAUGAGCUACGAAGAACAGACUGAGAGCCUCCAGGUCUUCAUCAAGGAGUGCCACGGGCUGGCCUGCGGCGAUGCCUCACGGCAGCUUUCCAACCCUUAUGUCAAAUGUUAUCUGCUCCCUGACAAAUCUCGUCAGAGCAAAAGGAAGACCAGCAUUAAGAGGAACACAGUCAACCCCGUCUACAAAGAAACACUGAAGUACUCUAUUAGUCGCUCUCAGCUGUUAACCCGCUCCAUGUUGAUAUCAGUCUGGCAUCAUGGUCGCCUCAGCCGCAACGCCUUCCUGGGAGAGGUGGAAAUCGCUCUGGACUGCCGGGACCUCAGCUCCUCGCACUUGGACUGCGUUGCUCUCAUGGCAAAGGCAGCGUCUGCUGUGCCGACGUCAGCUUUUGCUCAGUACAAAGGAGAGUUGGUGAUCUCCUUGAAGUAUGUCACACCUAAAAAGCCAACAACUGAGAGCAUCAAAGGAAAGAAGGUUUUCAACGAGGAAAGGGGAGAACUGCACGUCCUAAUUAAAGAGGCGAAGAAUCUGGUGGCAAUUAAAUCAGGAGGAACAUCAGACAGCUUUGUGAAAGGGUACUUGUUCCCAACUAAGGCUAAAACCACAAAGAGGAAGACUCCAGUUGUGAAGAAGAACCUGAACCCUCACUAUGACCACACAUUUGUGUACAAAGAACUGGCUCUGGAGCAGCUGAAGGAGAUGUGUCUGGAGCUGACUGUGUGGGACAGAGAGGCCUUGUUGAGCAAUGAAUUCCAGGGAGGAGUCCGUCUCAGCUCUGGAAAUGGCACUGUAAAAAUAGGAAAGGAGGAAGUGGAAAAGGACUCCGUUGGAGAGGAAGUCAGUCUGUGGCAGAAGAUGAUGCAGUACCCCGACUCGUGGGCAGAGGGCACUCUUCCACUGCGUUCCACUAUGGAGAGGCCUAAGGGCAAAUGAGGACAGCACAGGCCUGGACCCUCGGAAAAAAUCCUGUGACUGAAAAUGGGGAGAAGCUGUGGAGGCCUGAGACAAAUACGAGAUUGUGGAUUAAUUUCACUUUGCAAGCUUAUCAGACCAGAAGCUUGUCUACUGAAGUGAACCAGCAAACUGCUGAUUGGCUAUAAGCAGACACACAGUUCAUUGACUUGCUGAACACUAAACAUUGACUCACACCUGCCUCCCUGUAUGUGGUUCAUUAUUAGCAAUCCCCCCAACCCCACCCCCCACUGACCGCAGAAGACUGGUGUAACUGCUGAAAAUGUGCCAAAGCAUCACACUUAACCCUGGAUUUAUUUUAAGAGCACUGACAGUCAUUUUAUGUUUUUAAAAUCAGGCUGUAUAUAUUAAAGCAAUUCUGAUUCAUGAACAGCACUUAGCACAGCAGCGUUGUCAUAAUGUGUCACACUUUAUAAUUGUGUACAGAAUUACACCGAUACGUGGGAAACAAUUCAUUAUAAUAUGGUAGUACACAAAAUUUGUGGUGUUGCAUCCAACAAAUUUUGCCUACUUUAAUAAUACUGUCACGUAAAAGUAUAUUGACAUAAGUUGCAUUAAAAAAACCUUAUUUGAAAUUAUUAAAUGUCUCUUUUCAGAUAUAAAUAUAGAUUUUGAACUCAUCAGAGUGUGUUUCCUCAGAGCCAUGUUCACCUCAAGGUGUCCUUGAAUAUUCUCUUCACCCAAUAAAAGCUGUCUAAACCCAAGACAUGGUUGAUUGUCUCA
This is a messenger RNA of Chelmon rostratus (copperband butterflyfish), 3242 nucleotides long. It is a transcript of the gene sytl4, whose product is annotated as synaptotagmin-like 4. Gene Ontology annotation, molecular function: neurexin family protein binding; small GTPase binding. Lineage: Eukaryota; Metazoa; Chordata; Actinopteri; Chaetodontiformes; Chaetodontidae. The coding region runs from base 324 to 2480 and encodes 718 amino acids. Gene Ontology annotation, biological process: intracellular protein transport; exocytosis. Gene Ontology annotation, cellular component: plasma membrane; exocytic vesicle. The record is from RefSeq and is a predicted model, not a curated record. The transcript has 18 exons.